Messenger RNA from Coffea arabica (coffee), 2353 nucleotides. RefSeq lists its product as uncharacterized. Gene Ontology annotation, molecular function: GTP binding. Lineage: Eukaryota; Viridiplantae; Streptophyta; Magnoliopsida; Gentianales; Rubiaceae. The record is from RefSeq and is a predicted model, not a curated record.
UCUUAAGCAACGACGUCGCUUACCUUGUGGUUUCAUUAACUCUGAUGAGUGAAGGGCUGAGUAAUCAAACUCGCGAGAGAGCGGCAAACUGAAAACGGAAAAAGCACUCAACAAACCUUCCAGAAACUCUGUAGAUACUCGCAGGUUGGCUUUCAAGGUAGCGGCUUAACAUUGUGUCCUAGAGAGGAUUUCUUAAUGGGGUUUUGUGGGUUUUGAGGGUAUGUAUGUAGAACUUCUCGACAAUGGUUCUGGGCAGAAGUCUGCAGAAUAAUAAGCAAGAGAAGAAUUUCAAACCUGCAAACCGAACAUUUGGGGGUUCUGGUGCUAGUAAUGGAAGAUUAGCUUCUAAAUCAAAAGGGAAUGGCAGAAGUAAAAAGGUUCAAACUGGAGGGAAUAGAACUACAGGUGCUUCUCAUCCUAGUCAGAGUAAAGUGACAAAGCAAGGGGUGUUUGGAAAAAGAAGUUUCAAAUCAAAGAUUAAUGGUGAAAGCAAUGGAUACGUGACUAAGGGAAAUAGUUGUUCUAAGCCAUCUAAUUCUGAUAAAAAAAGAAAAAGAACUUAUGCUGAUCAGCCUCCAGACGAGGAAAGAGUGUCCAAUGACAAUGUAGGAUUCCCAGCAAGAAGGUUUUCAUCUAGAAUCGUGAAGAAUAAGCUUAAUGAUCAUUAUCAUGAAGAAAAGCGGACAACAAAAGGAAACUCCUCUGGGUUUGGAGAUUUGAGUAGAAAAGGUUCAUUGGCUGGAAGAGGAAAAUCCAGGGAAAGUGAGUUGGCGGGCAAGAAAACGUCAAUAGCCAAGGUAAAGGCUGUAGAUAAACUGAAAGAUGUUGAAGUUGAAGGAUUUAGGAAUGAUAAGCUGAAGAAAAUUGCUAAAAGCAAAUCCGACGUAACAAAGCAAAUGGAGCAGAACCAUGGCAAACAUGCUGUCGGCUCUCCUGAAAGACCUUCCAAGAAGAAAGUGCAGUACAAGAAAAAUAUCACUGAUGAUUCAGAAGUAAUGGAUGAAAAGCCUAAGAAGAAAAAGCGAAGGAUCAGGCUAGAUCCUCAUGAUACAUCAAAUAAGAGGCUCGAUGAUGCAGCAGCUAUUAAUAAUCAGGUUAAAAAGAAGAAGGAAGAUGACUCAAAAACUUGUGUUUUGGAGUUGUCCAGAAAUGCACAAUUUCGAGCAAUAAUUCCUAGCCCCUCUAUCCUUUCCUUUGUCGAAGACAAUUUAUUAGGCCGAAGACGAGAAAUUGAAUUUAGGAGGGCUGGCUACAAUACUGAGCUUUCUGCUCCUUUAGACAAUAUUCCCUAUUCAUCAAGCUCUGAAAGGGAAAGGAUUGAAGAAACGGUAUUUAGAAAUAAAUUGACAUUUUAUGCUGCUGCAAAGAUUUCCUCAUCAUUUCCUCCUGAACUUCCAGAGAUUGCAUUUGCAGGGAGGUCGAAUGUAGGAAAGUCAUCUUUACUGAAUGCAUUAACUAGACAGUGGGGUGUUGUGAGGACAUCAGACAAGCCUGGACUUACUCAGACUAUAAACUUCUUCAAACUUGGACCAAAGCUAUCUUUAGUCGAUUUGCCUGGAUACGGAUUUGCGUAUGCAAAAGAAGACGUCAAGGAAGCUUGGGAGGAGCUUGUGAAAGAGUACGUGUCUACGCGUGUUGGUCUAAAGAGAGUGUGUCUUCUUGUUGAUACAAAAUGGGGAAUGAAACCAAGGGAUCAUGAACUUAUUGAUCUGAUGGAAAGGUCGCAAACCAAGUACCAGAUUGUUUUGACAAAGACAGAUAUGGUUUUCCCAAUUGAUGUGGCACGUCGGUCAAUGCAAAUAGAAGAGAACCUCAAGGAAAAGAAGUCUGCGGUUCAACCUGUGAUGAUGGUAAGCUCAAAAAGUGGAGCUGGUAUUCGAAGUUUAAGGACGGUUCUUGCUAAGAUUGCUCGUAUUGUGAAGCCUUAGGAGAUACUGCUCAAGUGCACCUUUACUUUCCAAGCAUAUUAGUAGUAUGGCGUUGACUAAUUUGGUCGUCUUGAUCUAUGAGUGACUCUUGACAUUGGCUGAUGUUGAAGGCGCAUUGGAAAUUGUUGCUGUAGGUCAUUGAAGAGCGUUUGAAUUCUGAACAGUUUCGAGUGUGAAAAAGUCAAGAUUCAAGUUCUCUUUUUAGCCCCAAUACUUCAUCAAGUUUUGGUCAAGAGGAAGAAACUUAUAAUAUUGUAGCUGCUCAUGGUAAAGUCGGUAGUAGAUUUAACAUAUCUUACUGAUGAUGAAUGAAGUGUACUUUUUAUGGGGCUUUCCGGUGAUUUUUAAUUCCGUUCAAUUUCCAUAUAACUACAAUUGGAUUCUAAUGUUUUGAACUUUUGAUAUUCUGAUUUUCACCUCUUCCA